This is a messenger RNA of Triplophysa rosa, 2856 nucleotides long. RefSeq names its product WAS/WASL interacting protein family, member 1a (gene wipf1a). Gene Ontology annotation, molecular function: actin binding. NCBI's taxonomy places the organism in Eukaryota, Metazoa, Chordata, Actinopteri, Cypriniformes, Nemacheilidae. Bases 287 to 1579 code for a protein of 430 amino acids. The record is from RefSeq and is a predicted model, not a curated record. The transcript has 8 exons.
GUCUGUGUAAAUGAUGGAGUGAAGCUUCCGAGGGAAUGAGGAGAGAGAUGUUCUGUUGAAGGCCUGUGAACGUAAAGUUGGUGUUUGUUGUUUAAUGUACUUUGUGCUUGAUGUACUUCAUGUUUUUGACAGCGUUUCACCACAGUAGGAAACUCAACUCAAUAGAGGAAAUGCAACGGAAUCUUGGUUUUCACACGGCUUCUGAACAAGACAGAAAUAAACGCUUGUUUUAGUGUAUUUAGUCUUGUAGGUGCAAAGUAAAAUAAGAAACAACAAUAAAGAAGAGAUGCCUGGACCUCCUCCUCCACCACCUCCCGGACCUCCUCCAACCUUCGCAGUGGCAAACACAGAGAAGCCGUCUCUGAACCGAUCUCAGCAGCAGGGGAGAAAUGCUUUACUUUCUGACAUCGGCAAAGGAGCUCGGCUGAAGAAAACAGUCACUAAUGAUCGCAGCGCACCGUCACUGGACAAGCCCAAAGGGGAAGGAGGUGGAGGUGGAGGUGGAGGUGGAGGAGGGGGUGGAGCUCCAGGUGGACUGGGCGGUCUGUUUCAGGGUGGAAUGCCGCGGCUAAAAUCAGGGAGCAGAGACAGCAAUGUAAGACCCCCGAUGCCUCCCACAGGCGGCAGAUUCCCAUCACCCAGUAACUCAGGUGGAAGCAGACCCCCGGUCCCAACCUCUGGACGACCUUCACCUGGGAGAACCGGCGCCCCACCUGUACCUCCUUCUACUCGCCCACCACAGCACAGCUCUCCUGGUGGCCCCCCACCCCUGCCUGGAGGAGGUCGACCGCCUUCCACACAGCCCCCCAGCCAGCCGGGCAGACGUCCCAGCCUUCCUCCAGCCCCGAGGGAAGCUUCCUUUCCCCCACCACCUAUGCCCGCAAGUGCCCGGCCACCAUUACCCACAAUCCCCAGCAGGUCCUCAGAUGACUUCCCUCCUCCUCCACCCACAGGCGGUCACAGACCAUCUUUCUCUCGGGAUGGACCACCGCUGCCGCCACCACCUUCGACAGACAACAAACCACAGAGACCUUCGGGUAAUCCACCUCCAGCUCUACCUCCAGGAAGAGGGGGCCUGCCACCCGUCCCCCCAUCAUCCAGAGAUGAGCCGAGCUCUAGAACCCCUUCACGAAACAACCUCCCUCCUCCGCCACCGCCUGGACGCUCCAACCCAUUGCCCCCGCCGCCCAAUGACUCGCGCCCGCCGCCUCCUCCAACAGGCCGGAGUCCAUCUGUACGGUCAGGUCCUGUUCCACCUCCACCAGGAAACAGAGGCGGGGUUCCUCCUCCAGCACCUCCUCCGGGGCGACCCGGUGGAUCCGGCAGACCCCCUCCACCCCCGGACCGUCCCGGAGCAUCCGGCUUUCCUUCUGCACCUCCCCCUGACAUGCUGAAUGGUUUUCAGUGUCCUCCGCCUCCUGCCACAGAUGAAUGGGGGAUGAGGUUUUCGUUCCAUCCCCUGUCUGAAUUACCUCCUCCAGAGCCAUAUUUGCCCUUCCUUAAGUCUUACCCCAGCAAGGCCGGAGGCAAAGUUCAGAGAGACAGAGGUGCACCCCCCUUACCCCCAAUUCCUAGAUGAACGUCGCUUGGAUGAAAGUGUCAUGUUGUACACUAUGUGAAACUUGGGUUCUUGGAGUGCAUUAUUAUUUGUUUGGAAGGGUGUUUAGGUGGUUUCUUAUCAGCUCAGGUCAAAAGAGUUAAAGUCUCUACUAUUCAGAAUAUUUUUUUAAGAUGCUGUGUGACAACGUGUGACUAUUGUCUGUAAAUGUAAAAUUGAUAAAAUACCACAGCAUGAUCUUAUACAAAUUACACACUGUAUAUUAAAGUCCCAGUGAAAUUAAAAAUGACAAUUCUUAUUUUUUCAUGAAAUAUUGCAUCGUCUAUUGUAAAUAGCUUAUCAAUGUGGGUCACUUUAAAGUCCCCGGAAGUUGCGAUCGUUUUUACUUCCGUAUUCUGACACAUUUCCGAGUGAAAAGGAAUUUCAAAGGAGAAAAGUAGUGGGUGUGGCUUGCGUUUUUCACUGAGAAUUGAUUGGAUGUUGCACUGAUUUUGAAAUUAAGUUGAAGAUGAGGAGUUAACGGAUGCUCCGGCCAUGCUGUCUAAUUAACGUCAUUUUAGAUGGGUAGUCAUUUCAGGGCCGAAGUGCAUUUUCAGAUUUUAACUGAAGAUUAUGAGUGUACAUGGAUUUUAAAAAGAAAAUGACCCACAUUGAUAAGCUUUUUUUUUUUACCAUAAACGCUGCAAUAUUUCAUGAUAAAUAAGAAUUGUCAUUUUUAAUUUCACUGGGACUUUAAGGAUUCAUUCAUGUUUGUAGCAAAAAUUCAGGACGAUUAUGCACCAAUGAUCUCUUUUUAGAUAAAAAAAAUGAGUAACACAGUAGUAAUAGUCAUACUUGACUAACACCACAAACAAAUUUUAGGUCUAGAUUUUUUAAAACAUAAUUGUGACCUGUGAUAAAAAAAAUGUGGAUUGGUAAAAUUAUAAUGAUUAUGUAUGUUUCUUUUUCAACUGUGAUCUGUGGACAGGAUACUUACAUUGUGCCAGUCACACCUUGUGUUUUAUACCUGUGAACAACAUGUGUAGUUCAAUGAAGAUUAAUUUCAUUAUGUGUGAAAACACCAUAUAGGAAAAAAAUAAAAAAGUGUUGUAGACUUUUAAAAGAGAAAGCACAGAUCCACAUCCCGUAUUAUGCGCAGCACUAUACUGCCCUCUACUUGUGUUUUGGUUCAUUGCCACUGUCGCCUUUGACUCGCUCACUGGGAAACUGCUGAUGUUGGUUGGGGUUUUAUACUUUAAGCUUUUAAUAUAAUAAAUUGUAUUUAAUGUAUACAUCUUACAGGCCUUUUAUGGUAUUUU